Molecule: messenger RNA, 1750 nt
Organism: Uranotaenia lowii
Lineage: Eukaryota; Metazoa; Arthropoda; Insecta; Diptera; Culicidae
Exons: 6
Coding region: 464-1021 (185 amino acids)
Biological process (GO): retrograde transport, endosome to Golgi
Cellular component (GO): Golgi membrane; Ric1-Rgp1 guanyl-nucleotide exchange factor complex
Source: RefSeq, a predicted model, not a curated record
CUCCUGUGUGCGCCGGUCGCUUGAAGACUUUUAAAAACAUCAGCUUUCUUCAGAACCGCACUCGCACCACAGGUUCCAGCUCGGAAGGAACCAUAUUGCCUCAUUCGGAUCUGGUUUUCAGUAUCUCGUAACGAUGUCGGACAUCCAGACGUUACAAGACAUGAGUUUACCAAAAGAGAAAACGUACGGAUAAUGGUCAAUAGUCUGAGUAGAAUUGAUCAUACCUCUCUAUGUUUUCUACAUUAAAAGAACCAGCUCCCACGAGUCUUUAUCAUCCAUCAUCUCCAUCUGUAAUCACCUCGAUGUAAACAAACUUGAAUCAUCAAAAAGUGAAAGGAAAUGUUUUUAGCGAUCUGCAUUUAAUAUUUAAAUAUAACAGUUUUGCAACAAUGAUUCAAAUUACGGCAACGCUGGUUUGUGCACAAAGUGCCGUUUUCCUUUGUGGCGAGGUAGUAGUAGCGGAAUGCUUGACUACGUUUUCCAAUCCGUCGCAUCCGGAGCAUCGAAUAUCACAGAGAAAUAUAGCCUGAACAACCGUCCAUAUAUUCUCUCGAGAAACGUAGUGCAGGUAGAGUUGGAAGUUGGAACCGUAGACGGGAUUGAUGGCAGUGAACUUUACAGAUCAAAUAGUGCCACGGUAACCGCGCUGACAAUCGACAAAAACAUAAGCAGCGAACCGACAUCGCUGAAUGCCAAAAAUCAACUCAAGGGUGAGGUGCUUCAGUCCUCGGAACCGGAGAUCCAGGGAUUCAAGGAAUUCCAGACAGUUAUUUUUUGUGAGUCCCUGCCCACAAAUACCCCGCCCACUUACCGUGGAGUUAUGGUUAAGUACUGCUACAAAAUUACCGCCACCACCCAACGAGCUGUUUCCACAGUGCAGGCCCUGCAUGCCCCGUUACGAGUACUUCAAUUGCCACCAAUUAACUACAGUGACGAAACAAUCACCCUUAACGACUUAACUAACGAGGAGCUCGCCCCGAGAAAUUUUUUCUUGGGCAAAAAAAGCUCUAUCAAAAAUUGAGUAUGGUUUACAGUACAGAGCAUAACCGCCAGAAGAUGAUCGAACUUCUGAACGUGAUUUCAAACUAACUCGGCAAAGUGGGUAGGAACAUUACACUCCCGCUGUGGCACUGUAAAACGCGUGCACCUUUCGAUAAAUUUACUAUGUGAAGAACGAGAAAUACCAAACUCCACAUCUACAAACAAACACACAGGAGAAAGAUGUACCAAGCGGAGGUAGAAGUAGGAAAAAUCUUCACAAAAUAAUCGAUUGCACUGUGAUGAACAGAUCCGGAUAACCAGCAGUACAAAAACCAAUGGCGACAAUGCAAACUGAAUUGUUUGGACUGUUUUGGAAUCACGAUAUGUUGGUUAAAUAAUCUGAUAGGAACGCCUGGAAAGUUGUCGGUAUGCUGAAGGCUUGCCUCCCAUAGUGUGAAUAAAAGACGGAAAGGCACACCCUGCCAAAAACUCAUAAGUACAUCUUUCCGAUGCCACUUCUUAACAGGAAAUGCCGUCUAGAAGUCGUCCCAGUCAGAUGCCAUCAAGUCAUCAUCUCACCUGCUAUUCUCUUUCUUCGAACAUACCAACGAUGCGAGAAGAAAAUAUCAUAAUAUUUACUGAUGCAACAGAAGGGUCACAUUAUAAAGGAUUACAAUAAGUUAUUUAUCAAAUGACCGUUUUUGUUAUAACAUAAAUGUUAAAAAUUAAUUUGUGUUUUUCAUAAGAGCAAUUGCAAUUUUUCAUUUCA